Echinococcus granulosus is the source of this 279-nucleotide messenger RNA. RefSeq lists its product as hypothetical. The record is from RefSeq and is a predicted model, not a curated record. The transcript is spliced from 3 exons. Lineage: Eukaryota; Metazoa; Platyhelminthes; Cestoda; Cyclophyllidea; Taeniidae. The coding region runs from base 1 to 279 and encodes 92 amino acids.
AUGGAUUUGCGCCCGUCACCUUGGCCUUCCGGCCUCGCCUAUAGUCCUCCAUCCCUUCUGCUCGCUAAACAGCUGCAAGUACACUCUCGCCUGCCGAACGUAUCCAACAGCGUUAUUCCUUGUAGUGUCUCAAUGAAGCCGAAUCCGGGAGUAGACGGCCGAAUUCGCAAUGAAUACCUCACUGGGCUAAGCAAGGGACAGAGAGAUCGCCAGUCUCCCCAAACCCAAAGCCUCCUCAACGUAUUAGAAGUAACCGAGCGCCUCUCAGAUGCGACGUGA